Molecule: messenger RNA, 1986 nt
Organism: Topomyia yanbarensis
Lineage: Eukaryota; Metazoa; Arthropoda; Insecta; Diptera; Culicidae
Exons: 3
Coding region: 1-1986 (661 amino acids)
Source: RefSeq, a predicted model, not a curated record
AUGGACUCACUCGUUCGUGGGAGAAAAUCGCAAGAAUCACGAUGGGAUCGUAUAAAAAAGGAUUUAGCUCGGUUUCGAACAAGUGAGGAGCUGGACGAUAUAGACAUCCAGACUGAGCUGGAUAACCUCCAAGAAGUUUGGAGCGGGACGGAUUUCUCGUCCACUCAACACGAGGUCCCGCUAAUGCAAAAUGGCUCCGACGCCAUUCGGCAACUCGCAGAACAGCAAGCAGAAUUUUUCCGCCAUUUGUCAUCCAGUUUUUCCUUUGUGCAUCAAGCUGCCAACUCGAGCACCGCUGCAGCAAGUGUUGAUCAGAACGCACAGAUUUUUUCUGAUAUUAAGCUACCGCGCAUGAAUCUUCCAAUAUUUAGCGGUAACAUUCUCGAGUGGCCAUCGUUCUACGAUUUGUUCGACAGUGCUGUUCACAAAAAUCCGAACCUACAGGACAGUCAGAAGCUUUAUUUCUUGAAGGCCAACCUCGCUGGUGAAGCUGGGUCUUUGAUUUCUCACCUUAGGAUCGAGGACGCCAAUUACGCACCCGCGCUUGCCAAACUAAGGGACAGAUACGAUAAGCCAUUCGAAAUAGCUGCACAGCAUAUACAGCGCUUUCUGGGCCAACCAUCAGUGACGUCUCCAUCCGCCAUUGGAUUGCGCUCUCUACACGAUGUGUCUGACGAAGUUGUUCGAGCGCUCAAGGCCAUGUGGUUCCAGAAGAAGGCUGACCUAACGGAUGAAGAAAUUACGCUGGACAGAUUUUUGAAAUUCGUCGAUUCACAUAGUUGCGCUUUAAAAUCUAUGCAACCAAGUCGUUCGAGAACAUCAACAACAUUAUUCAAGCUCCCCGCCAAGGUUCAACCUAGAACACCUACACUCGUAUCCACCAACCAUGUUUCACAUACAGUCUGCGGUUACUGCGCCAAAUCACCGCAUCAGUUAUAUCAGUGCGGUAAGUUUUUCAACUCGAAGGCUAAUGAACGCUUUGCCUAUAUUUCCGGACAGAAGCUCUGUCAAAACUGCCUGAAGCUACAUGCCGGCGAAGCCUGCAAAUCUGGUAGCUGUAGAAAGUGUAACCAAUUCCAUCAUACUCGUUUGCACGAAGCCUUCCACCCACCAGCCGCUCAAACUGCAACUAGCACGUCAUCCGCUAUGGAGCUUUCCGGUCCCCAUUCAGUGGCUCAAUCACUGGUUUCCCACCUCAACCUGAAAAAUGACCUUGUCGAUACUAACGUCCUCCUGCUGACAGUUACAAUCAACGUCCAGGACAAACAUGGGAGGCCCCUCGCUUACAGAGCAAUUCUUGACUGCGCCUCUCACACCAGUUACAUAACCACAGAUUUGUGCGAUAAGUUAGGUCUAUCAACCGCUGACGUCGACUUUGAAUUUGGUGGAAUUUCUGGAACCUUUGGCCAUGCCGGAACCAUCAAGCUCUGCCUAGAGAACCGGUUGCCUGUCCUUCAAAAUACCAAAUUAGGAUGGGUGGUUUCAGGUGGAUACGAAUAUCCCAAACAAUCGGCAGAAUCGAGCCUACCAUUAUGCUUAUUGGUUUCUACUGAUGAUCUUCUAUCGAAACAGUUAAAACAAUUCUGGGAGCUCGAAGAGUAUGCUAACACUAAACCGUACUUCAGUAACCAAGAAACACAGUGUGAGGAUCACUUUCUGAAGCACACUACCCGCAACGAGUUUGGACAUUUCGUAGUGCGUCUUCCAUUCCUGGAAAAUCCCAACACCUUGGGCGACUCUAGGGAAAUGGCAACCAGAGGACUGAUCCAUCUUGAGCGGAAAUUGAACAAAAAUCCGCAACUUCUGGAGCGUUGGCUGCACCAUCGACCACAAGGCGUCCUAUCUUUCUUCCUCACCACUGCGUCGUCAAGGAAGCUAGCACAACCACGAAAUGCCGUGUGGUCUUUGACGCUUCCGCUAAAACCACCAGCGGGAAGUCCCUCAAUGAUAUUCUUAUGGCGGGACCAGUUCUGUAAGAUUCAUUGA